Leishmania mexicana MHOM/GT/2001/U1103 is the source of this 1770-nucleotide messenger RNA. Its product is annotated as cholinephosphate cytidylyltransferase A,putative. NCBI's taxonomy places the organism in Eukaryota, Euglenozoa, Kinetoplastea, Trypanosomatida, Trypanosomatidae. The transcript has a single exon. Bases 1 to 1770 code for a protein of 589 amino acids. Gene Ontology annotation, biological process: phosphatidylethanolamine biosynthetic process. The record is from RefSeq and is a predicted model, not a curated record. Gene Ontology annotation, molecular function: ethanolamine-phosphate cytidylyltransferase activity. Gene Ontology annotation, cellular component: cytoplasm.
AUGUCGCAUCUACUUGAGCACAGCUUCCUUUUCACCACAGAGGAGCGACAGCUCAUCUACCAUGCCAACAGUGACGUCAACACCCGCCCCGUGAGCUUCGUCACUCGCAUCUUCUACCCCAUCUGGAUUCGCAUCAGCACGCAUCUGCUCGGCGAUCUCGUGGCGCCGAACUCCAUCACAUUGGCAGGGCUUCUUAGCAGCAUGCAGGCGUACCAGCUCAUUAACACGUACUACCAUUUUGGCGAUUCGCAGCACAACUCGCGUGCGAUGCUGGGCGACGUGAAGUCGUCGUUGCAGGCGUUUGGGCUCCGUGGCGCCGGCCAGGUACCCCUCGCAUCUGAGAAGACUGUCGUAGGAGAGAUAGCCUCUGCCUACCAAGCCGGACCAGGCGCUGCGGCCAAGACGGCCAAGGCCAUGGGUGCUGCCGCUGCCGCCGCUGCCACAAGUGCCGCGAGCGGUCAAAUCUUAAAGCCUCCAGAGGCCGACUACGUGGACUUUUUCCACACUGACCGCACGGUGCAGACGGCCACGGUCCUGGCGAUUCUGCUCCUGGUCAUCUCUAUCGCGUGCGGCUCCCUGGACGGCGUGCACGCGAAGCGCUGUCGCAGUGCCACCAGCCUGGGUGACAUCUUCUCCCGCAUCUGCUCCUCUAUGGCACGCGUCUUUAUGGCGCUAACGCUGCUGGAGGUGUUUCAAAUCGAGGACGUGUGCACGAAGUGGUAUUUCCUGCUCGCCCUGCAACUGAUUGAGCUGAACACGGUGCUUGGCCGCAUCAACGCGUCGAACUUGAAGAAGGACCGCGUGAAGAAUGUGGCGUACAUUGCGACGUACUGCUUCCGCGAAUCGGAGUUGUCGUUCCUCAUGGUGCUGCUCCUCAUCGCCCGCUGGUUCUACCCCACCGCGUGCCGCAACAUCCUCGGCGUCAUCUUGGCAAAGGCGCAGGUUGGCUACAACACCCUCGUCGUCGCCACCUUCAUGAGCAUUGCUCUUCUCAAGAUGAAAAAGCUGUACAAGGGGAUUAUUUUGCUCUGCCUCGCCGCGCGUGUGCUGCCGCUCUUCUACCUCUUGCCGCUAAGCCAGUACAGCUUGCUGAGCGUCAUUGGCGAUGCCAUGAUUGUCGGGUUGCUGUCCAUCGAGGUGUACGUCAGCCACCUCGCCCAGCGCCGCAUCCACGCCGCAGUUUUUUUUCUGUGCCUCGGUUCGCUUUUAAACGACGUGCUCUCUGUGGCCGGGUCUAUCAUGUACUUGAUUGCCAUGCUGGUGGACUUGUCGUACUCGCUGAACGUACCGCUUUUCACGCCUGUGCGUAACGUGUUCAUCGACGGCGUCUUCGACCUCUGCCACGCCGGACACAAGAAGCUGAUGGCCAACGCCCUCAAGUUCGGCAACCGUCUCAUUGUUGGCGUCUGCGGCGAUGAGGAGUGCGCCUCAUACAAACGCCCACCGAUCAUGACCACCGAAGAGCGCAUCAAUGAGGUGCGCCUGUGCAAGUACGUCUCAGAAGUGAUUCCCAACUCACCGGUGACAGGCAUCACGGCGGAGAUGAUCCGGUACUACAAUAUACACGUAGUUGUCUGUGGCGAGGAGUACAACACGCCGACAGACACGUACUACGCGGUACCGCGCCGCAUGGGCAUCCUGCGCACAGUGCCAAGAACUCCCGGCAUCUCCACCAGCGUUCUCAUCUCGCGCAUCCGUGCCGCCAGUGACAGCUCAAUAGGGGCGAAGGACACGAAGAGCGACAAGACAACGGUGAAGGACAGCGCAUGA